Phalacrocorax carbo (great cormorant) is the source of this 4335-nucleotide messenger RNA. NCBI's taxonomy places the organism in Eukaryota, Metazoa, Chordata, Aves, Suliformes, Phalacrocoracidae. The record is from RefSeq and is a predicted model, not a curated record.
GAGGGGAGAUUUAGAUCAGAUAUAAGGAAAAAAUGUUUACAGUGAGGGUGGUGAAAUGCUGGCCCAGGUUGCCCAGAGAGGCUGUGGAGGCCCCGUCCCUAGAGACACCCAAGGCCAGGCUGGACGGGGCUCUGAGCAGCCUGGUCUAGUUGCAGAUGUCCCUGCUCACUGCAGGGGGGUUGGAUGGAUGACUUUGGUCCCUUCCAACCCAAAGCAUUCGGUGGUUCUGUUCUGACUCAGGGAUAGGGACACCUGCAGAGUCACUGCUAGAGGCACUGUUCAACCGCUGCAGUUCCCGGAGUGCCCCAGGCAGGCAAGAGUUCAGCUAAUAGACAUUCAUUUAACCUACCCUGGGGGAAUGCUGGCAGAGACUUGGGUGCUCUCAGUGUGUGCCGCUAAACCAAAGAGUUUCUGUUACAGAAGGAAAACACAACUGGAAAGCACCAUGAGGAGUGAGCUGAGGAGCAGUGCUGGUGAGCAGCUCUUUUGCCCGAACCAGCUUGUUCAGGCACAUCACGCACCUGAUCCAGCAGUAUCCCACCGCCCUGCCUCACUGGCGCAGCUGUAAGAUGGCAAGGAUUUGUCCAUCAGCUAGAUUUGCACUCAGACAGGGAGGGAGACGUUGGCCAGGGGAAGAGGUGGUGAUUUACCAGAUCAGCUCCUAAUACAAAGGCAGCUUGGGCAAGGACAAGACGCCACCUGAGCUGUCCUGUGCUCAUGAUCAGCAGCUGGAGGUUGGUGAAGCCUGUUCAAACCAUCAGCCAGGUGCCUCAUCCUGCUGCUCCUGUCUGUGCAGGGAAGUGCACAACGAGCAGCAUUCAUGGACCCUUCCAGAGCACAACAGGGACAUGGUGCAGCGUGGGUUAGGGAGGUGAGAGGGAGAGUCCUGAGCAGACACCCUUUAUAGCUGGUGCCUCCAUAGGUGGAUAUGAAGAUGUCUUUUUUGACCUUUAAGAGCAGCAAAGGAUGAAGAGCACCAUGGGGGAAGGAGUCAAGACUCUCAAACCAUGGCAAAGUGCUGCCUUACAUCUCCCUCCCACAAAACAACACUGGGGAAGCUCUGCUUGAGCACCAGGCUCUGUGUCCAGGUGGAUGCACAGGAUCCUCCCUGCUAGGGAGCUGGGGAAGGAGGGGCGUGCUGUGCUGCCUUGGCCUCAUGCACCCAUGGGGGAGUCGCCAAGCCCCACGGAUCAACCCCGCUGGGGCGCCCGCCACAGAUAACGCCCUGCUGCAGAUAAAAGCGCAGGCGUGGGGGUGGCCGUGGUGAGGACAGCAGACGAUUGCAGGGAUGAAGGCAGAAAUCUUCCUGGGAUUGCUGGUGGUCCUCAGCCUGUUCCAAGCAUCUGUAUCUUCUUCCUAUGAUCUGCCAGUGGUGCUGUCAGACGCAUCCCUCCUGAGCAGCGUGGACGAGGCCAAGCAGCUGGUGGAUGCAGCCUACAAGCACACACGCAACCGCAUAAAGGAGCACCUGCAGAAAGAUGUCUUGACCCCAGUAGAGCUUCUGGGAUAUUUCAAACAGCCGGUGGCAGGGACUCGGGCUGCUGUUCGGGCUGCAGAUUACAUGGAAACCGCCCUGACCCUCCUCAAGGAGAAGCUGCGAAGGGCUGUGAGGGGGGACUUCAAUGUCACAGACUUGCUGACACCAGCUCAGCUGGGGAUGAUUUUCAAGGCAAGCGGAUGUGACCAGCAGGAUAAGAAAAUAAAUUGUGACACUUCUCAUCACUAUCGAACGAUCACUGGCGAGUGCAACAACAGGAGAAACCCAUCACUAGGAGCUUCAAACAGAGCCCUGGUCAGAUGGUUGCCAGCAGAAUAUGAGGAUGGUGUGUCAGUCCCCCACGGGUGGACAGAAGGAAAGCGUUUCUCUGGAUUCCCCUUUCCACUGGUUCGAAAAGUGUCAAAUGAGAUUGUCCGCUUCCCGCCUGGGCAGCUCAGGAUGGACCAGCAGAGAUCACUCAUGUUCAUGCAGUGGGGCCAGUUUAUUGACCACGACCUGGAUUUCAGUCCAGACACCCCCGCUAGAGUCACCUUCAGUGGCAAGGUGGACUGUGACACCAGUUGUGUCAAGCAGCCCCCUUGCUUUCCUAUCAAGAUCCCACCCAAUGACCCACGAAUUAAAAACACAAAAGAUUGCCUUCCUUUCUUCCGCUCAGCUCCUGCUUGUACCAGCGGCAGAGCAAUUCGGGAUCAGAUCAACGCGCUCACCUCCUUUCUUGAUGGCAGUGUGGUGUAUGGCAGUGAAGUGCCUUUGGCCAACAAACUGAGGGAUCGGACCAGCCGGCUGGGCUUGCUGGCUGUUAACAGGAAUUUCACUGAUCGGGGGAAGGCAUAUAUGCCCUUUGACAGCUUGCGGAGGGACCAGUGUCUUAUAGCUAGCAGGAGCGCUAAAAUCCCUUGCUUUCUUGCAGGUGAUUCUCGAGCAAACGAGAUGCUGGAGCUGGCGUGCAUGCACACGCUCUUUGUGCGUGAGCACAACCGCCUGGCUAGAGCGCUGAAGAGACUAAAUCCCCACUGGAAUGGAGAGAAGCUCUACCAGGAGGCACGAAAGAUCCUGGGUGCCAUGAUCCAGAUUAUAACCUACAGGGACUACCUGCCUCUUCUGUUGGGAACCAGUUUCCAGAGGUUGAUUCCCAGGUACCGGGGCUACAAUGAAUCUGUGGAUCCUCGAAUAUCCAAUGUCUUCACCCUGGCUUUUCGUUUUGCUCAUGCUUCAGUUCCCCCGACUGUUGACCGCUUAAAUAAAAAUUACAAGCCCAUAGGUCCCAAAAUCCAACUCAGAAAUGCCUUCUUUGCUGUCUGGAGAAUCAUUAAACAAGGUGGUAUUGACCCCUUUCUCCGGAGCCUGAUGGCUAAUCAGGCCAAGUUGAUGACACAGCAGCAAAUGGUUGUGGAUGAGCUCCGGGAUCGGAUGUUUGAGCAGGUUGAAAGGAUUGGGUUUGAUUUACCUGCUCUUAACAUGCAGCGUAGCAGAGAUCAUGGCCUCCCAGGUUAUAACUCCUGGAGACAAUUCUGUGGGCUCUCACAACCUUCUGGAUUGAAGGAACUUGCUCAAGUGUUGAGGAAUCGUAGCCUGGCAAAGAAGUUCAUACAGCUGUAUGGGACACCAAAGAAUAUUGACAUUUGGAUCGGGGCACUUGCAGAGCCCUUUGUGAAAGGAGGCAGAGUUGGCCCUCUCAUGGCUUGUCUCAUUGGCACCCAGUUCAGGAACGUUCGUGAUGGGGACAGGUUUUGGUGGCAGAACAGAGGGGUUUUCACUCCUCAGCAGCGCUUUUCACUGGCCAAAAUCUCCUUGUCACGAAUAAUAUGUGACAACACCCACAUUUCUAAAGUACCAAGACAUAUCUUCCAGGCUAACAGAUACCCUUAUGGCUUUGUGAGCUGCAGCCAGAUCCCAAAGCUGGACCUCAGCGCCUGGAAGUCGAAGAGGACUGAGGAAGUUUCAGAGGAAGAAGAAGCAUCUGGUGAAUUUUAAUACUGAACAUUGAGGAUUCCCCAGAAGUCCAGACUUGGGAAGCUGUUGAGAUUGAUUUUUUUUUCUUUUUCACCCUGUGUAUGCUUUUACUGCCUGAAAUGUUUGAGCAUGAUUGCUGUCAUUUGCUCAAUUUAGAUUGCAUGAAGCCUUUUCAGUGAGAUGGAGUCCAGACAUGAAAAGAUGUCCCAGAUCUGCACAGAUCACUCAAUAUCACAAACCAAAGCAAAAUGAGUUAUCCAGAGACUGACUCCCAAUCAAACCAACUUGGGAAAUUUCACAUACACUGUUUUUCAGUAAGCUUUACUGUCAAAAACAUGUUUUGGACCCUCCUUUCAAGGUUUCCAACCUACAUAGAAAGAGAGGGGCACUGGAAUGACUGCUUACUCUUGCGCUCCAAUUUUUUUUGCUUAAAAAAAGUAUGAACUUCAGUUUCCAGAGAAAAAUCUACUCAUUUCGUUGUGACUUUGAAUGAAGCAGCAAUAUCUGCCAUGCACCCCCAAACAGACUUGUUUGAAAUGGCACAUUUCAGCUUUUGCUUGAAUAUGGAAUGAAGAAAUCGUCCACAUGGAAGAAAGAUGUUCUUUCGUCUUUUUUUGCUCUUAGCCCAGAAUGCCUAAGGCAUCAUCUAGUGUGAUGGAAAACUGUGACAAGUUAUUCCUGCGUCCUGUCGGUGUACAGGUGAUGGGAUGUGUCCUGCAAAGAUAAGAACAGUCUUAAAGCACAAGAAAGUAAAAGCUAAUCUAGCCUUACUCCACCUUUGUCCCCUCAAUAUCUUAUCUUGAAAGACAUCAAAGUUGCUUUCUCCGUCCUCUGUGAUUUGCUGUGUUACUGCUGUUGAUCAAUAAAUUGCAAUUUUGAGCCGA